Chelonoidis abingdonii (Abingdon island giant tortoise) is the source of this 1093-nucleotide messenger RNA. NCBI's taxonomy places the organism in Eukaryota, Metazoa, Chordata, Testudines, Testudinidae. The record is from RefSeq and is a predicted model, not a curated record.
GGGGGCCGAGGGCAGGUUGGGGUAGUGGCCCGGGCUCCCCGUGGGCGCUGAGGGUCUGCGGGCUUCCGUGCGGGCAGAGGGGCUCGCUGGGCGCAGGGCUGGCUGCGGGGGCCAGGCAGCAAUCCCCUGCCCUUCCCCGGGGGCACCGGGGGGCAGAGUCAGCGCCGCAGGCGAGCGGGGUGAGGUGGGUCCGUCUCAGGGGGCAGGUCCUGCAGCGCUCCCCAGCGCAGCCCUCCCUGUUGCGAGGCUGGUAAGGGAGAAGCACUGGAAUUUUAAUCUUGAAGCAAAGAUGCAAGCGUUAAUGCCUGAGCCUCAGAUUUAUGUAGAAAGAACCCUAGCCCUCAUCAAACCAGAUGUAAUUGACAAAGAAGAAGAAAUAGAAGAUAUAAUUCUCAGAUCAGGAUUCACCAUUGUUCAGAAACGAAAGCUCCAACUAAGCCCAGAGCAAUGCAGCAACUUUUAUGCAGAUCAAUAUGGGAAAAUGUUUUUUCCUAAUUUAACAGCAUAUAUGAGUUCUGGGCCUUUAGUUGCUAUGGUUCUUGCCAGACAUAAUGCUAUCGCUUACUGGAAAGAGUUGAUUGGACCCUCAAAUAGCAUAAGAGCUAAAGAAACACACCCUGACAGUUUAAGAGCAAUCUAUGGGACAGAUGAUCUGAGGAAUGCAGUUCAUGGCAGUAUCCGAUUUUCCUCAGCAGAAAGAGAAAUUCGAUUCAUGUUUCCUGAAGUGAUUAUUGAGCCAAUUCCAGUUGGACAAGCUGCUAAGGAUUACCUGAACCUUUAUGUCAAUCCUACACUACUAGCUGGGCUCACCGAGCUUUGUAAGCAGAAACCAGCAGAUCCAUUGAUUUGGUUUGCUGAUUGGUUGAUAGAACAUAAUCCCAAUAAACCUAGGCUACAGCAGCGGAUGACCGUGGAAGAACUUUAAGGAUGAAAGUCCAAUGGAGAUUUUGUCAAAUGCUAUCAAAUAAGAUGCUUAUUAGUAUCAUUUUAAGUGUAUCCUUUGAAUUUGUAAUGACGUUAUGUGAAAUAAAUGUUAUAACCAACUAUAAAUUGACUAGUAAUCAUUGGAUAAGUUGAACUUGUAAUUACUUGU